AUGAGCAUCGAUUCUUCUGUUAGUUUCGGCGUCUAUAAUACCCCUCCAUCAGUAUCAGAUACCGCUUCUCUAGAUCCUCGAGAUAGAUCAUUAAACGAAGGAAUUCUAGUAACUGAAAAUUAUCUCAUCUUGGAUUUACUCGGCUCUGGGGGGUUUGCUUCAGUUCACAAGGCUGAAUCCAAGCAAGAUCAAGAUGUUUAUGCAAUGAAGGUCAUCUCACGUUAUCAUCAAAAAUACGGUCCUCAAGAUGAAAUGAUUAUGAAUGAAAUUGAUUUACUCAAAGAUCUUCAACAUCCUUCAAUCAUUAGGUAUUAUGAACACUAUCGCACAGAUUCACAUUAUCAUCUUAUUCUUGAAUUAGCAGCUGGUGGAGAUCUUAGAAAGAAACUUCCUUACACUGUUGACGGACUAAAUGAUCAAAUUAGAAAUGCGGAAGUCGAGUUUUCAUCAUCCGCUUCUCCUCAGUUCUGUUCACUUGUUAGUUUGUUGUUGAAGAAGGAUCCUAGGGAGCGAUUGGAUUGUAUAGAAAAAGUUUUGGAGCAGGAGUUCUUUAGUGAUAUGGUCUUUAGUCAUCGUAUGGGUUUUGAUUGA
Molecule: messenger RNA, 591 nt
Organism: Melampsora larici-populina 98AG31
Lineage: Eukaryota; Fungi; Basidiomycota; Pucciniomycetes; Pucciniales; Melampsoraceae
Exons: 2
Coding region: 1-591 (196 amino acids)
Biological process (GO): protein phosphorylation
Cellular component (GO): cytoplasm
Molecular function (GO): protein serine/threonine kinase activity; ATP binding
Source: RefSeq, a predicted model, not a curated record